Penicillium taxi is the source of this 1422-nucleotide messenger RNA. Its product is annotated as putative secretory lipase. The record is from RefSeq and is a predicted model, not a curated record. Gene Ontology annotation, biological process: lipid catabolic process. The transcript has a single exon. Lineage: Eukaryota; Fungi; Ascomycota; Eurotiomycetes; Eurotiales; Aspergillaceae. The coding region runs from base 1 to 1422 and encodes 473 amino acids. Gene Ontology annotation, molecular function: triacylglycerol lipase activity.
AUGAUCUCUGCCUCAUCGGUACGACUCGUGAUGACGGCCUUAAUGGCUUUCAUGAUGGCAAUGACCACUGCUCGGCAUCUUCAGAGCACUAAACAUCACGCUCGAAGCACUAUCCUGUCCCCUGCCGCCGACCCAUUCUAUAAUCCUCCAGUAGGAUACGAGUCAGAGGUGCCAGGAACCAUCUUGCGCCAGCGUAAUAUCUCUGCUGCUGUUUUCGGAAUUAUCAAGGAUCCAGUGAAAGUCUAUCAGCUGCUUUACCGCACAACAGCCGUAAAUGGUUCGGCGAUCACUACCGUGACCACUGUCUUCAAGCCCUCUUAUGGCAAGAAGGAUAGAUUCAUCUCGUUCCAAACGGCCUAUGAUAGCUUGUAUUCCGCGUGCGAACCCAGCUACAACUACCAGUUUGGUGCCAACGAGACAGAACUCAUCUCGGCCGCAGAGACUUUGAUCCUGCAGGCGUAUCUGUUGCUCGGAUACACUGUUGCUUCAUCCGACUACGAAGGGCAAGAGGCAGCAUUUGGCGCUGGUCGCCUUGCUGGCAUGGCCGUUCUGGAUAACAUGCGUGCUGUAUCGGCUUUUAAACCUUUGGGAUUCACCACUGACACUCCUAAGAUCGUCGGUAUUGGUUAUUCGGGCGGUGCUAUUGCUGCAAGCUGGGGAGCUGCUCUUCAGCCCACCUAUGCUCCUGAGCUUGAUAUCAAGGGUUGGGUUUCAGGUGGCACCCCUGCCAACCUCACGGCCACUAUGCUCUCCUUCAACGAUGGCGAGUAUGGCGGCUUCAUCCCCAUCGCUCUUGCCGGCAUGUCGCAGCCUUCCGCAUAUGGUGCGACAUUAGCUCCCCUGCUUGACCAGAUCUUAACAUCGGACGGUCGGACCAAGAUUGAGUAUGCCAAAACCCACUGUGCCGCUGAUAAUAUCGGCAACCUUUUCUUCCAGUCCAUGCUCUCCACUGACUUUCAGACCCUUGGAGAAGCAUUCCUUACCAACACCGUUUUCACGGACAUCAUGGAAGAUUGCUUGUUGGUCGGCAACAAGACUGAGACUCCUACUUCACCUAUGUUGAUUUACCACUCCGCGGUAGAUGAGAUCAUCCCCUAUGCUCCUGCGAAGGUCCUCGCCGAUACCUGGUGUGAUAACGGCGCAGGGAUUGAGUUCAUCACCUUUGCAAAUGGAGGUCACAUUACCACCGAUGUGAUUGGAUUGCCAUAUGCUAUUGAAUUUACGGCGUCAGCUUUCGAAGGAAACCUGACUAAGGGAUGCACACGAAAGACGCAGCUCGAGAGUGUCCUCAACCCCAUCUCGCUCGCGACCAACCUCGAGCCGCUCGGCACUGAUUUGAUUUCAAUUAUUGUGGAUCUUGGCAAGGGUGAUUCGAACCUGAAGAAUAAUGUGGCUGCUCUGAAACAACUUGUGCAUAUUUAG